This is a messenger RNA of Loxodonta africana (African savanna elephant), 2210 nucleotides long. RefSeq names its product olfactory receptor 52P1-like. The record is from RefSeq and is a predicted model, not a curated record. Gene Ontology annotation, molecular function: olfactory receptor activity; G protein-coupled receptor activity. The transcript has a single exon. NCBI's taxonomy places the organism in Eukaryota, Metazoa, Chordata, Mammalia, Proboscidea, Elephantidae. Gene Ontology annotation, cellular component: plasma membrane. Gene Ontology annotation, biological process: G protein-coupled receptor signaling pathway. Bases 208 to 1185 code for a protein of 325 amino acids.
UUUUAUAAUGUUUUCGUGAAUAAAUGCAGUCUGGAAUUUGUGCUGUGAGGGAGUAUUAUUUUUCCAGGUUUUAACCAUGAUUUCAGAAUCAUUUUUGUUAUCUUAAUGUUACAGUUUUAGUUUUCCAUUUGGUUACUCUUUUUUUUUUUUAUUAAAGCUUAUGUUGUUUCUUUAUAUUGCUCCUCUCAAUAAAACCAGGGUGAUACCAUGACUGCUUGCAAUGUCAGCCAGGGCCACCCUCCUUUCUUCAUUCUCCAAGGCAUUCCUGGGAUGGAGGACAAACACAAAUGGAUAUCCAUUCCUUUCUCCUCCUUGUACUUUAUCACCAUCCUUGGGAACUGCACCAUCCUCUUCAUCAUCUCCACAGAGCGUUCUCUGCAUAAACCCAUGUUCCUGCUCCUCUGCAUGUUGGCCCUCACAGACCUGGGCAUGUCCACAACCACUGUUCCCAAGGUGCUGUGCAUCUUCUGGUUUCGUCAGAGUGAAAUUAGCUAUGAGGGCUGCCUUGUCCAGCUGUUCUUUAUCCAUUCUAUCUCUGCCAUGCAGUCUGCUGUCCUGAUGACCAUGGCCUUUGACUGCUAUGUGGCCAUCUGUGAGCCCCUGCGCUAUGCCACCAUCCUUUCCAAUAGUCGCAUUGGGUUUAUUGGCUUGAUGAGUUUGGUGAGAGCCGUCCUCUUCAUUCUCCCCAUGCCCAUCCUCCUGCAGCAGAUGCCAUUUCAUGCCAAUCAUGUCAUCCCCACCACCUACUGUGAGCACAUGGCUGUGGUGAAGAUGGUGUGUGUGGAUACCACAGUCAACCGAACGUAUGGGCUGGUAGUGGCCCUGUUGGUUGCUGGGUUGGACAUCUCAGCUAUUGGCUCAUCUUAUGUGCUAAUCAUCCAGGCUAUAAUGCGGCUCUCUUCUAAGGAAGCCCACCACAAAGCAGUCAACACCUGUACCACACACAUAUGUGUCAUGCUUAUCUCUUACACACCCUCACUUUUCUCUUUUCUUACCCACCGCUUUGGCAGAGGCAUUCCACUCCACGUCCACACCAUUCUUGGCAACCUCUACUUCCUUGUGCCACCAAUGCUCAAUCCUAUUAUUUAUGGGGUGAAAACCAAGGAGUUUCGGCAAAAAGUGACCAAAUAUGGGUACCGAAGAAAGGACCCCAUAACCACUGGUCCUCUUCUGAAACCUGUCUGAUAAUCCAGUCGUGGCUAUGAGGAAGAAAUGUUAAAAAGACACCGUUGCUGAGGGAAUUGGCUAAUGUUAGAAAUAUGUCAUACUGGCAGAUUAUCUGCCAAAGAGGUUUAUCCUUGGACAGGAGGACCGUCUUGGUCUCGCUAGUUUAAAAGCAAGGCAAUUAUACUCUACUCUAUGAAAUGGCAAUAAUAAUAUCUAUUCUCCAUAUCUGACAGAGUGGUUGGUUAAAUUGUAUUUGAUGAAGUUUAUAAAAGUACUUUGUACAACACACCUUGAACAUAUGUAAGGUGGUGUGGGAUGUUUCCAUAUGGAGAGCCCAUAAGAACAAAUGAAACUUGUCCAUGUCCAGUCAAUGAGCACAUAAUACUGCUUACUUUGCCAAGGCAUGGCCAAGAUGUGUAUGUGUAUUUGUUCUUGUGUUUAAGGGGAGGAUGUGAAGUAGGGAUUAUUUGGUGAGGGGGAGCAGUGAGGAAGGACAGGGAAACCUUAAAUUAAAUUUAGAGUCAUUAUUUUAUCAUCUUCUCUAUAGAAACCUUACAUUUGGGCAACAGGACUUAUUAUUUCCUUGUAGGCUUGAGGGACUAUGGAAAGGAAAUCUUAUCUCCAAUUCUCAGAGAAAUUUCAAAGAAAAAGGAGCUAUAGGAAGCUCCUAAACUUAAGAGAUAGAUACACCUUUUGACUGAUUUCAUACUUAAAAAACUCCUGGAGUCAGCUCUCCUGCUGGUCUUAACUAAUUUCAGCAUCUGAAAAGAUUCCGUUGCAAAGAAACAAUUCUGAAAAUAUUCUGUCAAUGGUCAUAAUUAUAAAAGUCCAUUUUACACUGGAGAUCUCUGGUUACAGACCUCUGCAAGGUUAUUUUUCUAAGGGCCCAAAAAGGAGCCAUGGGUGCUUACUUAGGGCAGAGAGUGCAACUCAGAUCCAGUGCCCAGACAUGGGAGUGAAUUAACGCCAGGGGAUAUUGCUUAUAUUUUCUAAACAACGAUUUGGGAUAUAGAGGCAAAUAUUUUAAGAUUCAUGAAGUUUGA